CUUAGACAGGAUGUUAUAUGCUGGAGCGUAUAUAAAGCUCCUCGAGUAGAUCGAAAACAGAACACUUUCAGUAAGAUCUUCUGCUAGAUCGUACCGUUUCAGCAGCAACGAAGAAGAUACAUCAAGAUGGCCAGGAAGUGCGCGUUCGUCCUUCUCGUCCUGUCGUUGGUUAUAAGCACCGUUCUCUGCCAAACCUUCCAGUACAGUCGUGGAUGGACCAACGGCAAGAGGUCCGCGUUCCCGAACUCGUUGGACAUCUCAAACCCAGGGGACGAGCGUUUCGCCAACAGCGAGCUCAAGAGACUGAAGCUGCUGGUGUACGGGAACGUUGACGAACAACCGCUGCUGAUCCAUUGUGAUUUCGUGGACAAACUGAGAAAGCACGCGGAUAAUUACGCCGCUCAGCUGCGCCAAGAGAAGGGACAGAACGAUGACAGUUUCUAAAGCGGACACUCGGCAUGACGAUCAUCAUACAUAAUUAUAUAGAUAAUUUGUUUCCAAAAGACGUAUUCGCUGCAUAUUCUUAAUGGUGCUCAUUUAGUUCUAGUCAAAUCGGAAUAAAUUAUUAAUGCACGUAAA
This is a messenger RNA of Monomorium pharaonis (pharaoh ant), 579 nucleotides long. It is a transcript of the gene Crz, whose product is annotated as pro-corazonin. Gene Ontology annotation, biological process: positive regulation of heart contraction. Bases 127 to 444 code for a protein of 105 amino acids. The record is from RefSeq and is a predicted model, not a curated record. NCBI's taxonomy places the organism in Eukaryota, Metazoa, Arthropoda, Insecta, Hymenoptera, Formicidae. The transcript is spliced from 3 exons. Gene Ontology annotation, molecular function: corazonin receptor binding.